This is a messenger RNA of Pogoniulus pusillus (Red-fronted tinkerbird), 3232 nucleotides long. RefSeq names its product nuclear apoptosis inducing factor 1 (gene NAIF1). Gene Ontology annotation, cellular component: nucleus. The record is from RefSeq and is a predicted model, not a curated record. Lineage: Eukaryota; Metazoa; Chordata; Aves; Piciformes; Lybiidae. The transcript has 2 exons. Bases 318 to 1283 code for a protein of 321 amino acids.
AGAAGGUGGGCUGAUUCUGGAAGCCAUUACGCCAGUGUCGCAGCGUGGAGGCCGUGGAGAGGGGUUUGUUGAGUGGUUUCGGUACGCAAUUUGCGUAUCGUUGGCGGUUCCAAAGCGGGAGUUGGGGGGCACGGGUACCUUCGGGCCCCAAGGGGCCUCGGGCUCCCCUUGUCCUCACCCGCGGGCGUGAGCGGGCCCGGGGGGUCCCUGCCGCUCCUCGGUCCUAUCUAGACUCUCCCAGCGCCUCGUGGGCCUAGCCAGCCCCCCUUACCCUCCAGGUGUUCCCCAGUGCCCCCUUCUCGGUGCCCCCCUUGGCCAUGGCGUCGCCCCCACCGCCCCCACCCAAGAAGCGGAAGACGAAUUUCUCUGAGCGGGAGGUGGAGAUUAUCGUGGAGGAGCUGGAGCGAGGCAAGCACCUUCUCAUCAACCACUUCAAUGCAGGCGUGCCUCUAGCCACCAAGGCCGCUGCCUGGCACGACAUCCUGUGCCGCGUUAACGCCGUUGCCACCUGCCACCGUGAGCUGCCAGAGGUCAAGAAGAAAUGGUCCGACCUCAAGACCGAGGUGCGACGCAAAGUGGCCCAAGUCCGGGCUGCUUUGGAAGGGGGAAGUGAGAACCAAAAUGCCAAUGACAAUGGGCCAGAGAAUGAAGACCCAACGGGAGCUGCAACUGCCCCAGUUAUCCUCACCCCCAUGCAGCAACGCAUCUGCAACCUGCUGGGAGAAGCCACCAUCAUCAGUUUGCCAAGUGGGGACUGCAGCGCAGGUGAUGGUUCUGAGAUACCCAUCACUGACUCAACUGCCACAGUCACCCUGACCCCAAUUCCUGCAGAAGCAGCCUACCAGAAUCUGGAGGAUAGAACGGUGGAAUAUUGCACAACAGAAGCCACUACCACAGUCACUGCCGAAGCCCCCUUGGAGGUGAUGGCACGUCAACCCGAAGUGCCUACAAAACCCCAGGAGCUGAAAAACCGAAUCGCUCUGAAUUCAGCCAAGCUCUUGCAGGAACAGCGAGUGACCAACCUACACGUGAAGGAGAUUGCCCAGCACCUGGAGCAGCAGAAUGACUUGCUUCAGAUGAUCCGUCGCUCACAGGAGGUGCAAGCAUGUGCCCAGGAAAGGCAGGCACAAGCCAUGGAAGGAACACAGGCAGCGCUUAGUGCACUCAUCCAGGUCCUCCGCCCCUUGAUUAAAGAUUUCCGUCGAUUUUUGCAGAGCAGUGCAUCCAGUUCAUCGUUCGCUGCUGACCCAAACCAGUCAGGGCAGCAAGAUAGCAUGAUCUAGUGAAAGCAACAGUGAUGGGAUGUCUUCUUUGGAAGAAAUCUGCCCGUGCUGCCACUGGACACGAGGAAUGAGGGGUGCUAGUUCUUUUCAAUGUAAAAUGGCUCGCCCUGGAGUCCUGCUGAGCCUAAAUAGCUUUAUUUCUUUGCUAAUCUUAUGCUAAUCUGCCUUUUCAGAUUCACAGAGCCCUAGCUGGAUGUGAAAUAAACCAGGAACUUAACAUUACUUUAGUUCCUCAAACCAUAGAUUUAUUUUUUAAAAAGACUUUUUUUUUUUUAAUUUCUGUUUGGAAAAAACCUCCCCUGAGACCUCUCUCUCAAGAUCUAAAUAGCCUUUAUCUGACUCCCGACGUGGACAGUCUUGUGAUACCACAGUCUUCCAGCUGCCAAGGUGCUGCUGACCAUAAACUGUAGCACAUGGCAAUGAAUGCUUUGCUGUCUCUUGCUGAAAGCAUUUGCUGGCAACGUGGUAUCGAUGUGGUAGAACCUUCGUUCUACACCAAGAGUUAUGGAUACUGCCUUUGUAAUGUGACAUCUAGCCUGUGCAGACCAGUACAAAGCCUACACGUGGUUUAAAUCCAACCUACAUUCCGUGAGGAUAUCAAUGGGAUUAAAAUAGUACGUUCAGCUCAUGGUCUGUCUGUGUGCAGUCAUGAUAUGUCACUAUAAACUUGUCAGAUGUGAUGAAAAUUUGAUGUCUUGGUUACUAGAUACUGUCCUGGAAAUGUAUUGGAAGCAAAAUAUCACCUCUCCCAGCACAGUCAAUACAUCAGGGCCUGGAUGAGUUUCACUCAGGUGGGUGUUAAGAGGGGAAACUCCAUCUUCCUUUCCUCUGCAUAAUCUGUCACCUCCGUAAUUCAUCAAGUGGACCCAGAAUGCAGAGUUUCUGCCACACAGUAAUUACUAACAUCUGGGAGUUUCUCAGCCACUGAUGUAAUGGAGUGAAUUUUGGAGUGUUCUUUGCUUCUGCUGGUGAUGAUGGUAUUUGUCCUGCACUUGUUAGGAGCUGGAAGUGAGUGCAGCCCUUCAUUGUUAGUCUGUGAGCUGCCUUUGGGGACAUUGCUGGACAUGGGUCUGAGGCUCACCUCACUACUUUCUUACCAUUAUACAGAAUACAACUGCAGCCACUUUUCUCUAAGGUGCUAAGGCUGUGGCCUUGGUCCUCAGUGAGAAAGCUUCAUUUCACAGGGUGGUGAAUGUGAUUCUGGCAGACUUGCAGUAACUUCUUAAAGUUUUAGAUUAAAAGCUCCACUUGCGCAUGCAUGGAGGCAAACUUCAAAAGAAAACAAGAGAAAAAGAAGGGAGCACAACCUUCUUACUGUACCUUGCAGUGUGUCACACUUAACAGGCUUGUUGCUUGUCAGAUACUGCUUUUAAAAUAGAACUUUUUCAGAGCUGGUGUUUGCUCUCUGUUGUGUCUCUUAUUUAGGGCUGAGAUGUGGUGAGUGACAACUGAUGAAUCAGGGAAUGAAUUUGCAAAAUCAAAUUAAGCCUUUACAGAAUGCAUUAUGGGGGCAUGCUGCUGGGGGCCCUCUGGGUAGAGCAGCAGGUGAAGAGGCUACUGCUGCCUAUCUCCAGCCUUUACUUAUCUCUCAUCUAUAAAGCUGACGGGAGGAAGAGAACAGUAUGAUGAGGAGGCUUCAGCCCCUGAAAGAAUCCCAACGCUUCAGCCCUGACGACUGAGUCAGGGCAGCAUCAGCCGCGUCUCUCCUCCUCGUCCGGCAUCUCAGCAUAUGUGGAGAAAUCAAAUCAGUUGUUCAACUGAAAUUUAUUUUUUAAGUGAAAACUCUGUCAUACGUAUUGGUUUACCUCAUUUGUGUAAUGAUCUUUCCUUUACAAAUAAAAGUUUUAGUAAAAAAAAAAACAUUUUUAGUAAAGAGGCCAUUUCAGUUCACUGAUACAUUCCAGGGCAAAAGUGAGUUUGUGACAGGUUGACAACACAAUUCUGUGAAA